AUGGUUGCAACCCGCGGUUGCCUUGGUAACCAUGGCGGACAACCUCUCGGCCAAGAUGGCCGCCGAAGACCGCGUGGGAGGCUAAAAAAAAGGCCAAAGGGCUCGGGCGUGCCGCUCUGCUCCCCCUCGCGCGCACUCUAUGGUCUGAGAGUUUCGGCAAGCGAGCGCAGGAGAGUCGGCCGGAACCCAUGCGGAGCAGACGCGCAUGCGCACAUACAAACAUUUCCUCGGUAGGGAAGCUAGUCUCAUUGGGAUUUCAGGCGCAACUCAAACCGGACGGGCAAGGACUACUGGCGCAUGCGCAUUGGAAAACAAAUGGGGGGGAGGAGGAACUCAGUUUCUGUGCGCUUGCGCGCUGCAUAAGCUCAGUCCCAAACGAUGAAGCCGGACGUGUGGUUCUUUUCCCACCCAAAUGCACAUGCGCAGUAGAACCCCCACACCGGCGGUCGCCUCGUGAGCAUGCGUAGCCUCCUUCGCCCCUCAGACGCGCACGCUCAGAGCCGCUCCGGCGCCCCGGCGCCUUACCCACAGCGCAGGCGCAUUACGGCGUCGGAAGACGAGGCUCCGCCUCCUUUCCUUCCCCCUUCCUUCCCACCCAUUGCGGCCACCUUCGCUUUUUUUUUUGGAGCGUUUCCUCCCAGUGCGCGUGCGGCAAAAGGAGAGAGGGGGGAGGAAAAAAAGCGACAGCGCGAGAAGAGGCGGGAGGGAGGGGGAAAGGGCGAGAGGAGGCGAUAAGUGCGCGUGCGCACUGCGGGCUGGGUUGCAGCAGGCAGCGGCGGCGGCGGCGGUUGAGCUCGCGGGCGGGUGAGUUUGGUGCGCGUGUGUGUGUGUGCGCGGGGCUGUCCCGUGUGUGUGUGCGCGCGCGCACGCGGCGGUGGCAGCCGUUGCGACGCGGCGCGGAGCGAGGGGGGGGGGAAGGGAAGGGGAAGCCUCACCGACCGGCGCCGCCGCCGCCUCAGCCGCGUGGCUCCCUUUCCCCCCUCACGGAACGAGGUGCCGCGCGCACCCUCCCCUCCCCCCCUCAUUCUCCUCAGAGAGAGAGAGAGAGCGGGGGGGGGGGAGGAGAGCCUGGCGCCCCCCGUGUCGCGUGCAGGAGGCGGCGGCGGCGAGGCCGAGGCCUGCUCUUGGGAGGCCAGGCCGGGCCCCUCUGCUGGGCUGACUCACGGAGCGGGAGAGGAGGGAGGGAGGGGGGGGUAGACGGCGGCGAGUCAGGCCCGGCCGAGGCCUACCUUGGAAUGGGUCUCCUCUGGGUUACACAGUGUGUGUGCGGGGGGGGGGGAAACGGGGUGCCCAUUGGGGCAGGACGAGGCCUUGUGUUGCUUUUUCAUUUGGGGGGGCUCCCUCAGACCUUUCAAAGGAAAAUACGGGGGGGUGUGUUAGCCUCCUGGUAAUUGGGGUUUGCGGGUGGACUGUAUAACUUGAGGUUUGGGGGCUCCUUUAGCUCUUGCGUUGGGACUGGCGCGAAGGAAUAAUAAUAAUAAUUUAUUUAUACCCCGCCCAUCUGGCUGAGUUUCCCCAGCCACUCUGGGUGGCUUCCAACAAAAUACUAAAAUGCUACCUAUUCAACAUUAAAAGGAAGGGAAGGGGUUGGUGGGGACCCUUUGGGGAGGGAUCAGGGAAGGGCCAGUGGCCUUUGAGGGGGGGUCGCCUCUUGCAGUUGCACAGGGUUAUGUUUUGGGGUCCUGCACCAGAAGGCAUUGGUUUUGGAAUGGGGUUUGAGCGGGAGUUGAAAGAAAGAAGGGUGGUUUUCUUUGGGGAAGGGUGUGUGGCUCCUAUAUGAAGUCCACUCCCUGUUCUAGGGGCUUUACGCCCUGCUGGCUUUGGUUUUGUGGGAAAGAAGGCCUUUGAGGACACGGGUGGGGGUGGGAUCUGUUUCAGCAAGGGGGUCAGGGCUGCCUUUAGGGGAGGGGAAGGGGCGCUGAGGUUCCCGCUCUCUGCAAGGGGAGGCUUGUCCUCAGCUGAACUUGGGAAGGUAGGAGAUGGGUGUGGUGGGAAUAUCCCUCGAAGGGCUGCUCUGCAAGAAAUAGAGCUGGAGGGCGUUUCUCCCCCAGAGAAUUGACAUUUUGCUUAGGGUCACCAGCUCUGCCCCAGUUUAUAGCUUAGGGAGAUGGCUGGUAGGUAUCGAAGUAAGAUUUUGGUAGAGAGAGCUGGAAUUGCCCAUAGAGGUGUGCAUGCACACAAAAGCUUAUACCAAGAACAAACUUACUUGGUCUCUAAGGUGCUAUCUUUUUAUAUAUUUUGAUUGGGGAGCAUUGCACUAGAUAAGGCAGUGGAAGGGGCUUCAGGUUAGCUGUUGGGGGAGAAUUAGAUGAUUCCCCACCCUCAGGGAAGGGCUGGCCCCAGUUAGGGCUUGAUGAAGGAAGGGAGUGGUGCCUGAGUGGGUUGAGAAACUGCACCAGGUUAGCAGAAAGGAUUGACUUCCAGCUGGAGUGGGGUUGAAGGUCUGGUUUGGAGGAUCAGUGCUGGGGCAGGAAGAUGGCACUUGGGAAUCUCAUAGACAUGCUGUCUGGUGUUCCUGGCGGGCUGGUUCCUUGGGGAGUGAGCUUUGGAGUGGUUGAUGCAUAUGGCUACCCUUUGGGUACACACAUGAAAGAGUAGCUGGCGGUGUCUUCACCCCCUUGCCCUCAGCUUAGGGCUCCGAACUGAGGAGAGUAGCCCUGCAGGAACUGACAAAGGGGUGGAGAAACCCCCUGACCCUGAAGUUUGGGCCUUUAAGUAUGGAACCCGGAAUAUAUCUUUAAAUUUAUCAGAUUUCUAUACCACCCUUCACCUGAGGAUCACAGGGCAGUUUACAGUAUAAAAGCACAAAAAUACAUGCCAUAGUAACAAAAACACCCCGUCGUUUAAAAGGCCACGGAGAAAGUUAGCGUAGGUUGAGGAGGGAGCUGUUGUGAUGAAUUCCCUCCUCCUCUUGUAGGUGAUGAGAGAGUGAAAAUUGGUGGCAUAGCUCCAAAGUGUGUGUGUGUGUGUGUGUGUGUAUAAAAUAAAUAUAUUACUGAAUGCAUGAGAGUAUAGCUAAUGUAUUUUAAAGCUCCUGAAUCCCAUGAACCAUUCCUCCAUCUUUGCAGUUUUGUUGGAGAAAGUAGGCAAACUCAUUUAUGGUUAAGAAGUUGGGAGGGGGAAGAUCCUUCUCUCCUGGCUGGGAGGGAUGGAGCUCGGUUGGUCUCCCCAGCUGGUUUUGGCAUGGCUUGAAGACUUUCAAAUAGCUGGCCCAAGCUGCCUGGAAAGCAGGGGAGGCAGGGAGUUGAGUCCAGGGUUGCAACUUCCAGACUUGUUCCCAUGCAAGGAGAGGCAGAAAGGUGGUAUGAAGCUGCAUGUUCCUUUGCAAUACCAGCCUUACUGGUGCUAUCUCCUGCUUCCCUGGUGUGGGGGCUGGGAUCCCAUUCACCAUAGCACCUCGUUUCCCCUCUGGGCACGGCUUCUGAUCCCCCUUGAGGAUGGCAGAGGUGUGGGCAGCGACUGGGCUUCCAUUGACUAACCCCCUGGGCUGGGUGUGAAUGACUGUGACUGAAAGAGGCCUUUCCUGCAGCAGCUGUGUUGCCGCUGAAUCUGUGCUUGGUGACUGGGAACCGUAUGGCAAGAAUUGCUAGGAAUUUGGCCCUUACAUGGGAAAUGCAGUAACUGAAUCUCCCAUAUUUUGAUGGGGAUGUUUCCCCAUGGAAUCUUAAGGUAGUUCUGAAAUGGGGGAGGGAGGGGGUGCAGAGGCACUGCCCGCAAAUGUAAAGGGCAUUUCUUCCAUCCAAAUGCUGUGGUAAUCCUUCCCCCCCCCCUUUCCCCUUUCCUUGGCCACGUGUGGCGCUCUCUGCAGUGGCAGCUUAGCUGAAUCAUGCUUGGUGUUGGCAGGAAGAGAGGGAGUCUCCCUCCAAACAUGUGGCACGGAGGGCCUCUCUGCCUGAUCACUUGGGCUAAAACUUCCUGCCUUUCUCUGCAGCUCCCUCCCUCUUUCCCACUCCUCCUCACGGCAGCGGCAGCGGCAGACAAAAAUCGGAAGCACGUGGUGACCUCGUAGGCGCACCCCGUUGCCGUCUGCAAAGGGACAUGUCAUGCCGCUUAAGCUGUUGCAGUUAACAGUUGUCCUAAUCAAUUAUCGGAGCGUAGCGCGGGUCAGAAGCAGUUUUUGGAGGAGGAGGAGGUGGGGUGGCGGCGGCGGCUGGAACUAAAACGAGCUCAGCAGAUCUCUGGAGAGGGUAAAUGAACCGACAUGCUCCUCCCGGCCUGGGAGGGAGUGCCAGGCGGCCAUGUAGUAGCUGAGCGGAGCAGCUGUGGCUACAGCCACCACCGCCUCUGCUCCGCUUUGUCUUAACGCUAGGGUGAGCCUGCAGCACCUCCUCGGGAAUCCAAUCUCGUUUUUCCAGCUCUGAUGUAAGAUGGGGAGGGUUCCGGAUGACUUGGGAGCCAUGUGCCUGCACGAAAUGAGGCGAGGCCUGGCCUUUGUCAGGGAUCUCGUGGCCCGCUGAGAGGCAUCCCCAGAGUGCAAGUUGGUAAUUUGGGGAGACUUGGCAGCUGGGGGGGGGAGUGUGUGUGCGUGCCUCAGUCCUUUCCAUAGUUGCUGAGGGGUCCUUCUCCUUUGCAGGGAUUGGGAUGUUAAGGUGCGUUGCUGAGCUCUACCUGGAGUAUCUACUCGGGACCUUUUAAACCUGGUGGGUGGGCAUCUGCAUGCUGAAGCCAUUGCUGUGAGUUUUAUUUGUUUUUAAAUAGAAGGCAAAACUCCGGAAUAGACUUACUGCUCAUCCCAGUCCUUGGGGCUUAAGGGUCUCACUUGCAAGCCCCAACAAGUGAAGCUUUUUCAUUAUACUGAGAACACAAAUGGUCUUUUUCUCAAAUAAAGCUUUCUCUUCCCCUCUCCCCACCCCAGCCCUAAAUUACUUUGCAUCCCAAGAUCUUAAACCCUUGAUUUUGUAAUGACUUGCAUUAGGGAAAGGCUAGCAGAACACCUGCAGACUCUAAAUACUUCUGUCGCUUUUGAUUUCUUUCUUUUAAGCUAUGCUAAAUUUCCAUAAAAAUGCACUAAACAACUAGUCCAGGUAAGUUUCGAAGUGGGGCUGGGGAGGAUGAACAGGCAGCUUUGAUUUUUCUCCAAGGCAGGUGCCUUCUCGCUUUCCCUCAUCUCUGCCUUUGGCUCAGCAUUAGUUUAGGGGGCAGCACUUCUUCCAGAGUGUGAUGCUCAUAAUCUGGUGUAGUUUUACUGUCAAGGCACAGAAGCUGGUCACUUCCAUUGCUCUCUCUCGCUCCCUCCCCCCCCCCCCCCGGCUGAACCAUUGCCAAAAUAACUUGUGGCUGCCCAGGCCAAAAGGUAUGUGUGCCGGGCAGUUUUGGAAUUUGCUUGGGAGUGGGGCCCCUGCCCCGGACAUCACACCAGCUUAUUUCAGCAGUUGCGCAUUCCACAUGCUUGAAUUAAUGGGCGACCUCCGUGCAGUUGGGGCGCCGAGUUGUGCAGAAGUCUUAAACACAACCAGCAGCUCAGGCAUCAAGGGUUCCUUUACAGAAGGCAACGUGGAAAGAGAAAUUGGUGAACGAAGCUGGUGUGAUUUGGGGGGGGGGACCAAAAGCAUGGCCCUGCUCCCACACAAACCCCCAAAUGCACUACACAUGAGCAGCACAGAAACAGGGCUAUUGCAAGGCAGCUAUGCCCUUGUCACAGGUGAGAAUUGACUUGGUUGCGCGCAGCGCUGGAAAAAUGUCAAAUUCCCAUGAGCAGGCAUUAGAUUCUUAGGUGCCCGCCUUGCACAACACUGGAAACUCUGGAUUAGUUCUGCCGCUGCUGCCAUGGCAGCUUCCUCUUGGCACGCAGAGAUUGCAAGCAGAGCUCUGGACUUCCUGGAGUGCAAACUGCCCCCUUUGCAGAGCUAGACAGCUGGAUUUUUGGGCUCCCUUAAUCCUGUCGGCCGUACCGCCUUGGUUCUCAUGCUGAGGCGUGUGUUUGUCUGCCUAAGACUGCAGGCAUGCAAGUGCUUCCUCGCCCGCCCGCCCCCCCAUAAGCUGGUGGUGACUUAAGCAUGGAGCCUUAUGGCCAUGCUUAUAACUAGAGAGCAGCUAUCAGCCUGUACUCGUCUUACCCAGAGCGUUGUUAACUGAGAACUGGCUCAUCUAAUGAAACGACUUGGCCGGCAUGAUAUUGACAAGCUAAAGUGUUUUACAUGGCAAGUGGUUAACCUGUGGAAUUCAUUGCCACUGGAUAUUUUGUCGGCUCAAAAAACAGUUCAGAGUUUUUGCCAUGAAAGAUUUUUAUUUUGGGGGGCAUUAGGGGCUUUGUGUAUAAGCCUUGGUAGCUGAAUGUGACCUGAGUGCUUCUUCCAUGACACUUCAGAGGCAGUGGCCGUGUAUUUCCUCUCCUGAUUAAAAGGAAGGUGGGGUUCUUGGGAUGCGAUAUUCUUUGACGUAGGCCAACUUCAGGAACUGUUUCUUCUGAAGAGAACCUAGAAAUCUGCCAAUUAGAGCUGGGUGCAAAAGAAAAAAUCUUUUAAAAAAGAGUUAGAAUUCUGAGCCCAGGAAUUUGUUCCAAGUCUUGGAACUGAACUGAGCUCACAGCCCUGCCACACAAAAAUCCAUUCCUGGUUGCCGUGAGCCUUCAGAAACCUUAAUUCAGGGGUGCGAGUCACUUUGUUAGCAUAGCUAAGCAACCAGAAAUCCUUGACCCUAUACUUAAGUUUUAGACAUUUUCCAGCAAGGGCAUCAGAAGAGCGUGCAGGUGGAAUAAGGCCGAAAGGGGGCCCUUGUAGCCCAGCAAUUCUUUUCUUGCAGUGACCAAGUAGAUUCCCCAGUGGGAAGUCCACAAGCAAGACUAGAGCGCAAGGCAGUGACAUUCUCUUCCCUGCAUAUCCAGCAACUGGUAUUGAGAAACUUUGCUGCUUCCUAACUUUGGAGGCAGAGCCAAGCCGUCAGGGUCAGUAGCCAUUGUUGCCUCCGGGAAUCGAUCUGUACCUACUUUUUAUGGAUCCCUGCUGUGAGCACCGUUCGAUGCCGAAUUCUAUACAUGCACAGGGUGAUCACGUGAACUGCGCCUACCUCAUCCAUGUCUGUGGUUAGCCAGGCAUUGCCCCACCCUGACUCACUCCAGCCUAAAGAUGAGAAAUCGUCCUGGGCUAAACAUGCUAAAUGGAUCGGCAGCACCAACCCAAGCCUUUUUAUUUCGCAAGAUGAUGGCGAUGAGUUUUCCUAACCAUUCUUCCUUGUCUUUCUCUCCUCCCCCUUCCCCAAUGCCCCCAGCAGUUUCCAUAACAUCUGUUCCACCAUGGCUGAUGACCUAGACUUCGAGACCGGCGAUGCCGGGGCCUCCGCAACCUUCCCCAUGCAGUGCUCCGCUCUCCGCAAGAACGGCUUUGUGGUGCUCAAAGGGCGUCCCUGCAAGAUUGUGGAGAUGUCCACUUCCAAGACCGGCAAGCACGGUCAUGCCAAAGUGAGUGUGCCUCGUCGCCCACGGCGGCUGGUGGCUGGUUUGUCUUCGUGGUCCUCUUUGGGGACAGCUCUUGGUGUGGAUUUGCAUGCUUGGCUAGGGCUGCCAUACAUCCGGAAUUUCCCAGACACAGCCGGAAUUUAUCCAUCGAAAAUGGUGUCUUGGCGGGAUUUUCGAGAAUUGACUAAAAUGUGUGGGGAAACCCGGACGUAUGGCAGCCCGUGUGUUGAUUUUUUUGGUGUUUCCCCUAAAAAAUAGCCACAACUCAACAACUUUGGCAAAAGAACCCAAAAACCCUCAAUGUCUUUUGUGUCCAGAUUUUCACUUUUUGAAAUAUGGCAACCCUAUGCUUGGUACUCCAGCAGGAGUUUGUGCAUGUUCACGUGCAGCAAUGUUAGAAACUCAGAUAUAUAAGCUAGGGACCAAAUUGCUCCUUAAAUUGAGGUUACAGUCGCCAAAAUGGAAUGUCUACUUGCCAUUUGGGGGCAAAACGGUUCUUGAGUCUCAUUUUUCAAAUGAUGGACUGACAGUGAUUGAUUCUUAGUUAAACAUCUGGCUAGUUCAGAUGACAAACCUUGAGCUAGGUUAAGAACUCUGAGAACUUAAAAAAGAGCAGUCCCUUGAUCCAGGCACAGUCCAGAUCUAUAUUGGCCAAUCCCUACCUCUUUCUCCUAAUGGUGACACAGACCGUCCAUCUUCACUUGGUCACUAGUGGCCGAUAGCCAGGUGCAAAAUGUGCCUGGCUAAUUUCAAACCCUGGACCUGUGUAGUAGUUUCACUGUAGUCCUCCAGCUUGCCUUUUAUGUUGUGCAUCUGGGCAGUUGCCCAUGAGCAGGCAAAGCAUGUUAAAUCAGCUGGCUUUUAAGGAGGAGGAACAUCAAAAUUGAAUGGGUUCUGACACCUGGUCCUUGCUGCCUCCCCUUAGUACAUUGGUUCCCAAAGUGGGCGGUACCAGCCCAGAGGGGUGCUAAGAGGCAGGCGGUUGCUGGAGGUGUAAUGGACUCUCCUGACUUUGAAAAGCUGAUAUUACUGAAUCACAUUAAUCAUUUUUGUUGAAUUAAGCUAAAUAGUUUAACUUGGAUUUUGAAUAAAUGUGCAAUUAAUUGUUCUGGUUUUAAAUUUUAUUGUGUUAUUAUCUUCCUUAGUGGGUGGUGCAAACCGCUAUUCCGAAUAAUGCUUUUUAUAGGGUAGGGGGCGCUGGGGAUGAGUUUGUGGAACCAAGGGGGGAGUGACCUGAAAAAGUCACUGCCUUAGAAGGUGGGGUACGUAGCGCAAAAAAAUGCCAGGAGGGCACCAGGUCUGGAGAAGGUGCUGGGCUUAGACAAUAAGCCUGGAGCCAGAGGGUUGGUUCUUUACUUCCUCUCCCUGUGACUGUCUGUCUCUCUUUCUGUCCUGGAACAAUUUGAACCUCUUGUCGUUCUCUUCUCCAUUGCAUGCAGCAAUGAGAUUAUUGCUGGCUGAGAUUAUUGUCUACAUUUAUAAACAGCCUUUCUUCCAGUGAGUUCAAGGCAGUUUGCAAUAUGAAAUGCUGAAAAGUAAGGCGCAAGGUGGAAUGAAAAUGUUGUGUGAGGCUUCUUGGGUCUGCAAAGCAUUGCUUUCUCCUCCGUCGCCUGCGCUGGUCACCUUUCAGCCACCUGACCUCUGAGGCAUGCUGCCAUUUAGCUUCUCUAUCUCCUGAGAUCGUUUUCCAGCCCUUCGCCUCAAGGAACAACUUGCUUUAGAAUGCGUUGAGAGGCCUGCUUUUUUGCCAAAAAUGCAAGGCAACAUAUAUAUAUGUUUAAUCUCUUGAGCUCUGUUGGCAACAGUAGUUGUAGCCCCAGACAUCUGGAGGGCACCGUGUUGAGGAAUCCUGGCUAAGUGGUGUACAAAAGUACCCAGAGUUUCUCAGUCUGUCUCCUGGGGCUGUGUUCUCUCCUGUGAAGAGCCAAGAGACCUGCUUUCUUUGCAUGUCAGUGGCGUUGUUAAGUCACCGGUAGGCAAUGCAUUCUGGUGGCUUUUGGAGACUGUCUGGAUGAUACCUGUACACUUUAGUUUACAAGGUGUGUUUCUUGGUGCCUGCGGCUAAUCAGGUUCUUGGGGGCAACCUUUUGUGGGAUAAUCACUUUAGUACCUGUUUGAAUCUCCCCCUGCCCCAGUCAGCGGUUCUCAACCUGUGGGUCCCCAGAUGUUGUUGGACUACAACUCCCAUCAUCCCUGAGCUCUGGCCUUGCUAGCUAGUGGUGAUGGGAGUUGUGGUUCAACAGCAUCUGGGGACCCACAGGUGAGAAAGGCUGGCUUAGAUGGACUUGAAAUAGAAACCCAAAAAAAGGGAGGGGGUGUUAAAAGUAAUGCUUUGAACUUUGUGGAAGUUCAGCCUCUGAAUUAGAUAACCUGAAAAGUUAAAGGUGAAAGGCCAGUGGAGAAUAGACUGCAAAACGUGGCUGUUGGUAUUCCUGAUUUAUUUGUUUCUUAAAAUAAAAAAGGUAAGUAUUGAGUGUAUAAAUAACCCACACCAUACUGCAACCCUAAUGUGGAAACUGAAGAGAGGGAAGGAAGGAAGGAAGGAAAGGGAAAGAGCUGGAGGCGAGGCCUAGCUGUUGAGGGAGUUCGCAGCUUGACAAGGAGACUGGUGUGCGAGGCGCAGAGAGUCCAGAUCGAGCGGAGGUAGAUACGGUGCCAGUGGGAUGCCAAGGGAUCUGGUUGCAGUGGACCAAAGCGUGCCCCUCAGUUCCAGACGGGGUGCGUUUGUGCCUGUGUCUGCCUACCAUAAGAGAGAGAGACUGCAUCUGUUGAGAAGGGGGCUGGCCUCCCUUCCUGAGACAGAACAAGGACCUUGCCUGUUUCCUCCGGACUUCUCCUGCAGGGAACACCUGGGUGCUUUUUUUAAAAAAAAUGUGUCCCCGUUAACAUCCUGUCUUCCUCUCCACCCCCACUGUAGGUGCACCUUGUUGGCAUAGACAUCUUCACUGGGAAAAAAUAUGAAGAUAUCUGCCCUUCCACCCACAACAUGGAUGUGCCCAACAUUAAGAGAAAUGACUUCCAGGUAGGUGGGUGGAGCUGGGUGGGGUUCACCCCCCCCCCACUUCAGAGAUGGGAAUCCCGAAAGAAGAGGGUUGGUGUGCACCCGCUAUGGCCUGCCUGGCUUGCAAACUGGGUAGACUGCUAGUGGUGGCUGCUGUAGCACGGAUAGGCAAAGUGGCCCUCCCACACAGCAGCUGCGGUGGGCAAUGGAGGCAGGCUUCUGCCCUUCCAGAGAAAUCUUUUUAGCUGUUUUGGCUCCUCUCCCUCAGUUUUGAGCGUUCAUAUAUGAUUCUUGCUACCGCUGGAUGUGCCCCAGGGACUGUUAGUUUUGUCUCUUGGCGUGGGAUUGUUCCCUGACAAAUCAUCUGCUGUUACAAACUUGGGGUGGUUUCAAAAAGGUGGCAGGCCAAGGCAGCUGGAGGAACAGACACUCCUUCCUUUCCAUGCCAAGGUGAACAGGAACAGGUUAUUAUUGUCUGUUAAAAUCAAUAGUUUCUUUUCCACUAUGGCAACUCAAAGCAGCUUUAAAAAACUGCUUGCAUUAAAACCUGUGGGGAGAGUGAAAUUCACUAAAAUAUCUCAAACACUCUAAAAGGCCAUAUGGGCAGUUAAAGAGGAAUUCUUUUGCCUGGUGCCUGAAGAUAUACAAUGAUGGCUCCAGGCCAGCCUCCCUGCGGAGAGCAUUCUGCAAGCAGGGAGCCACCACUGAAAAGGCCCCGUCCUGUUGCCAAAGUGCUACUUCAGUGAGUUUUUUAAGUCUGGAAGGUGGCCCGAUAGCUCAGCGCUGACUGUUCUGCCCUCCUUCCUUCCUUUCCUCCAGCUUAUUGGGAUCCAGGAUGGGUACCUCUCCCUGCUCCAGGACAGCGGGGAAGUCCGGGAGGAUCUACGCCUUCCUGAGGGAGACCUGGGCAAGGAGAUUGAACAGAAAUAUGACUGUGGCGAAGAAAUCCUGGUAAGAGAACACGUCAGGGGCCGGAGGGGAAGAGGCCUACUGCUGCUGCCGCCCUCCCUCCCUUGGCCCAAGUGAUUUGUGUGUUUUGGGGGGGUGUAUUUAACAGCAGCAUUCCUUAGCCCAGAGAGGCCUGGGAUGGCAAAGCAUGGUGAUGACUGAAAAGCAGGGUAAAAACAAGUUAGAAUACCAAAUUCCAAUCCCAGCCAGAUGCAGAAAUGAUUCCAUAAGCCUUAAAAUUCUAUAAGCACCAUGUUUUCCCGUCCAGUGUAACAUAAGCAACAGUGGGAACAAAUUAAGCUUCGUUAGAGAGGAAGUUGCAAAGUUGAGCUGCCCAGGACCAUAGGCGGCCUUGCCUGGGGUUCCCAGCCACCAACUGGGAAGAUCUUCUUGCGGGUGGAGUGGAGAAGGCGAGAGAGCAUGCCUGGCAUUGAUCUGAGUGUGCAUAAGGCAAAAUGCCCUACCACUGCUGUGUCUUUGAGGACAUUGGAGAUAGACUAAUGAAGGAGGAGGGAAAACGGGGCACUGGUCCUCAGCUGCACGGUGGGGUGUUGGACAGCAAACAGAGCAGGUUUCUUCCCUGCUGCUGCUUCAGGUGGCAGGGCUUGGAGCCUUCCCUUGCAGAAGGUCCCAGUGGCAUCUUCAGGUGGGAAAAGACCUUUCCCGUAUACCUGAAGGAACGUCUCCACCCCCAUCGUUCAGCCCGGAAACUGAGGUCCAGCUCCAAGGACCUUCUGGCGGUUCUCUCAUUGCCAGAAGUGAGGUUACAGGGAACCAGGCAGAGGGCCUUCUCGGUGGUGGCGCCCACCCUGUGAAACGCCCUCCCUCCAGAUGUCAAGGAAAUAAACAGCUAUCCUAUUUUUAAAAGACAUCUGAAGGCAGCCCUGUUUAGGGAAGUUUUUAAUAUUUAAUGCUGUAUUGUUUUUAACACUCAAUUGGGAACCGCCCAGAGUGGCUGGGGAAACUCAGCCAGAUGGGCGGCGUAUAAAUAAUAAAUUAUUACUAUUAUUAUAUAUUUCUCUGCCUGAAACCCUGGAGAACUGUUGCUGCCAGUUAGAACAGGUGCCCGUGAGCUAGGCAGACUGGUGUGACUCAGUAGAAAACUGCUUCUUACGUACAAUACUGGCGGCUUUGGCCUCCUUCGCCUGGAGGUCCUCAAGCAGAACCCGGAUGCCCAUUGUGGAUCAUGCUUGGUCUGGGGCUAGCAGGACCUCACGACGGCUGGGCUCUGCUUCCACAGUCGGGAGGCAGCGAUGCUGCUGAACGUUGCUUGCUGAGAACCGCAGGAGGAGGGAGGGCUGUUCUGGCACUCGGAUCCCGCUUGUGGGUUUCCCAUAAUGAUCAUCUGGUUGGCCACUGUGAGAACAGGAUGGUGGACUAGAGGGGGCCAUUGGCAAGAGCCCUCCCUUUCCCCCCCCCCAAUAAUAUUUAUUAUUUUCAGUAGGUAAACAUAAUAAAAAAGAAGAGAUUAAUAAUAAUAAAGACAAACAAAAAAUAGGGAAAAAAAGGAGAAAAAAUAAAAAAGAUACAUACAACAUAUUGCCACUUAAAUAAUUAAAAUUAAGUACCAUCCAUCUUCAGAAACAUAGUAUUUGACUUCCUUGAAUCUCUUCCAUCCGAAUUUCUUAGUAAUUAUAUGUAGCAGUUUCCAAUAUCAGUGUUUCAAAAAACCAUAUCACAGUCCUAAUCAUAUUACAUAACUUUCCUUAUCGUACAUUUUCUUAUUUGUAAAUUUAAUUCCAUUUUAAUCCUAGGCCUAAUUGUUUCUUUCAAGUGGUUACAUAUCUUUAAGAGCCCUCCUUCCCUUCUAAGCUCUUGAUUCUUGCUUGCUUGCUUGCUUCCUCCCUCCUCAGAUCACCGUACUGUCUGCAAUGACCGAGGAAGCUGCAGUUGCUAUCAAGGCCAUGGCUAAAUAA
Molecule: messenger RNA, 13258 nt
Organism: Podarcis lilfordi (Lilford's wall lizard)
Lineage: Eukaryota; Metazoa; Chordata; Lepidosauria; Squamata; Lacertidae
Source: the annotation of a GenBank genome assembly